CUCGAUCCUCCUCACUCCUCCUCGAUUGCUGAUUGCUAACCAUCUAUAGUGGCAACCCCGCAACAACGCAUACGCAACUCAUUCCACCCCCUGCCCAUACAUAUCUCGUUCACCUGAUCGAACUUUCAUAGAGAGAUCAGCCACGAGCAAAACCCGCAACCUAGACAAAGCGAGGUUCUCAACAAACCCACAAUCACAGCAUUACCCUUUCAGCCUACCUUCCGAAAACCUCAUCUACCUUCAAGAUGGCCGAUGCUUCGAUCCCUGAACCUCUCGCUACUCAGCCGGUAGUUCCUAACGCCAACGCUGAUGACACUGCCACUGCCAUUCUCCGACCGAAGAAGAGCCCCAACCGAUUGAUCGUCGAGGAAUCAAGUGCCGAUGACAACUCGGUGGCUACCCUCCAUCCCGCCACGAUGGACGUCUUGGGUCUUUUCCGAGGGGACACUAUCAUUGUUCGUGGGAAGAAGAGAAAGGAUACCGUCCUCAUUUGUCUUUCGUCUGACGAGGUCGACGAGGGCAAGAUCGCUUUGAAUAAGGUUGCCCGAAACAACUUGCGAGUCAAGCUCGGAGAUUUGGCCAACGUUCACGCUUGCAACGAUAUUAAGUACGGACAGAGGGUUCACAUCUUGCCUUUCGACGAUUCGAUCGAGGGUUUGACUGGAAACUUGUUCGAGGUCUACCUCAAGCCUUACUUCCUCGAAGCUUACCGACCCGUCAGGAAGGGAGACACCUUCCUCGUCCGAGGUGGUAUGCGAACCGUCGAGUUCAAGGUCGUUGAAACUGAUCCCGCCGAAUACUGUAUCGUCGCUCAAGACACCACCAUCUUCUGCGAGGGUGACCCUGUGAAGAGAGAGGACGAAGAGUCCAACUUGGCAGAUGUUGGAUACGAUGACAUUGGUGGAUGCAGGAAGCAGAUGGCCCAGAUUCGAGAAUUGGUCGAGCUCCCUUUGCGACACCCUCAACUUUUCAAGGCCAUCGGUAUCAAGCCUCCUCGAGGUAUCCUCAUGUUCGGACCUCCUGGAACAGGAAAGACCUUGAUGGCACGAGCUGUCGCCAACGAGACUGGAGCGUUCUUUUUCCUGAUUAACGGUCCCGAGAUCAUGUCCAAGAUGGCCGGAGAGUCGGAGAGCAACUUGCGAAAGGCCUUCGAAGAGGCCGAGAAGAACAGCCCGGCCAUCAUUUUCAUCGACGAGAUCGAUUCGAUCGCUCCCAAGCGUGAGAAGACCAACGGAGAAGUCGAGAGGCGUGUCGUCUCCCAGCUUUUGACGUUGAUGGACGGUUUAAAGGCCCGAUCCAACCUUGUCGUCAUGGCCGCUACCAACAGGCCCAACUCGAUUGACCCUGCUCUUCGACGAUUCGGCCGAUUUGACCGUGAAGUCGACAUCGGUAUUCCCGACCCAACUGGUCGUCUCGAGAUCUUGCGAAUUCACACCAAGAACAUGAAGCUCGGAGACGAUGUCGACCUCGAGCAGAUCGCCGCCGAUACCCAUGGUUACGUCGGUGCCGACAUGGCCGCUCUUUGUUCGGAAGCCGCCAUGCAGCAGAUCCGAGAGAAGAUGGACUUGAUCGAUUUGGACGAGGACACCAUCGAUGCCGAGGUCUUGGAUGCCCUUGGUGUCACCAUGGACAACUUCAGGUUCGCUCUCGGUACUUCGAACCCUUCGGCCCUCAGGGAGACCGUUGUCGAGGUACCCAACGUAUCGUGGGACGACAUCGGUGGUCUCGACAAGGUCAAGCAAGAGCUGCAGGAGACCGUGCAGUACCCCGUCGAGCACCCGGAGAAGUUCCUCAAAUACGGAAUGUCUCCCUCGCGAGGUGUCUUGUUCUACGGUCCUCCCGGUACCGGAAAGACUCUCUUGGCCAAGGCCGUCGCUACCGAGUGUCAAGCCAACUUUAUCUCCAUCAAGGGUCCCGAGUUGCUCUCGAUGUGGUUCGGUUCGAGUGAAGAGAACGUUCGAGAGAUCUUUGAUAAGGCUCGAGCUGCCGCUCCUUGUGUCCUGUUCUUCGAUGAGCUCGAUUCGAUAGGAGGAAAGCGUGGUGCCAGCUCGGGAGACGCUGGUGGUGCCGGAGACCGAGUUUUGAACCAGCUGUUGACCGAGAUGGACGGAGUCGGUACCAACAAGAACGUUUUCGUCAUUGGUGCCACCAACAGGCCUGACAACCUUGACCCCGCCUUGAUGCGACCGGGUCGACUGGACCAAUUGAUCAUGAUUCCCUUGCCCGACGAACCCAGUCGUCUCUCGAUCUUCAAGGCCGCUCUCCGAAAGUCGCCCGUCGCUCCCGAUGUUGACCUCGGCUACAUCGCCAAGGCGACUCCUGGAUUCUCUGGUGCCGAUUGUGUUGGUAUCGUGCAGAGGGCUUCUAAAUUGGCUAUCCGUCAAUCUAUCGAGUUUGACAUGAGGCGAGACCGGGAGCGUCGUGCUAGGGCCGAGGCCGCCGGCGAAGGAGCUAUGGACGAGGAAGAGACCGCCGAGGAGGUUGACGAGGUGCCGCACAUCACUAGGGCCCACUUCGAGGAGGCCUUUGGCUUUGCCCGAAGAUCCGUCUCGGACGCCGAGCUCAGGCGAUACGAGCAAUUUGCCGCCUCCAUGUCCGCUUCGAGGGGUGCGCAAGGCUCAAACUUCAAGUUCCCUGACGCCGAGAACGCUGGAGAGGCUGGCCAAGCUGGUGCUUUCGGCAACGAGGCCGACGAUGACGAUCUCUACGCUUAGACGAUAUUUGAAUAAAAGCUCGGAUCCCCUUACGAAUGAUGGGCGCGUUAGAUAGUCGCGAAAACCCUUGUCAAUUGGAAUGCAAUUUUAAUCAGCAGUUAUGAUCAUGUAUAUGCACACUGAG
Molecule: messenger RNA, 2838 nt
Organism: Filobasidium floriforme
Lineage: Eukaryota; Fungi; Basidiomycota; Tremellomycetes; Filobasidiales; Filobasidiaceae
Product: P-loop containing nucleoside triphosphate hydrolase protein
Exons: 18
Coding region: 246-2714 (822 amino acids)
Biological process (GO): retrograde protein transport, ER to cytosol; autophagosome maturation; mitotic spindle disassembly
Cellular component (GO): nucleus; VCP-NPL4-UFD1 AAA ATPase complex; cytosol
Molecular function (GO): ATP hydrolysis activity; ATP binding; polyubiquitin modification-dependent protein binding
Source: RefSeq, a predicted model, not a curated record